UUGCCUUCUUUACGGUAAUCCUGACAGCGGAUCCGGUUGUCAGCUGAUCCUCCGUUACGGGGCGAGUGAGGAGGAGAAUCAGCUGAAACGAAACACCGCCGGGUACCUAAAACCAUGGCCGCGGAGAUCCACUAGCCCCAAACCGCCAGACCGAUUCUUUUGAACAAGAUUGAGGGCCACUCGGACACUGUCAACUCGGCCGUUUUAAUACCGAAAGAAGAUGGAGUGAUCACCGUGAGCGAGGACAGAACGAUCCGGGUUUGGCUGAAGAGGGACAGCGGUCAGUACUGGCCCAGUAUCUACCACACGGUGUCCUCUCCGUGCUCUUGCAUGUCGUACCACCACGACAGCAGACGCAUCUUCAUAGGCCAAGACAACGGAGCGGUUGUGGAGUUUCUCAUCUCUGAAGACUUCAACAAGAUGAGCCAUGUCAAAACGUAUCCAGCCCACCAGAACCGUGUGUCAGAUAUGGUGUUCUCCCUGGAGAGUGAGUGGGUGGUGAGUACCGGCCACGACAAGAGUGUGAGCUGGAUGUGCACCCAGAGCGGCAGCAUGCUGGGGAGACACUACUUCACCGCCUGGGCCUCCUGCCUACAAUAUGACCACGAGACGCAGCACGCCUUUGUGGGCGAUUACUCAGGACAGAUCACGCUGCUGAAGCUGGAGAAGCAGACGUACUCAACCAUCACGACGCUGAAGGGUCAUGAAGGAAGUAUAGCAGCCCUGUGGUGGGACCCCGUCCAGAGGCUGCUGUUCUCGGGGGCAGCAGACCACAGCGUCAUCAUGUGGGACAUCGGGGGCCGCAAGGGACGGACAUUACUGUUGCAGGGACACCACGAGCGCGUUCAGGCAAUACGUUUCCUGCAGCUGACCAGGCAGCUGUUGUCGUGCUCGGCAGACGGAGGCAUCGCGGUGUGGAACAUGGACACACAAAGAGAAGAGGCCCCCCAGUGGUUAGACAGCGACUCCUGUCAGAAGUGUGAGCAGCCUUUCUUCUGGAACAUCAAGCAGAUGUGGGACAGUAAGACCCUGGGGCUCAGGCAGCACCACUGCAGAAAGUGUGGAAAGGCUGUGUGUGGGAAAUGUAGUUCUAAACGCUCCACAUUCCCAAUCAUGGGCUUCGAGUUCCCUGUGAGGGUGUGUGAUGCCUGCUUUGAUACCAUCAAAGAAGAAGAUCGAACAGCAUUGGCUACAUUCCACGAGGGGAAACACAACAUUGCCCACAUGGACAUGGAUCCGUCCAGAGGCCUGAUGGUCACCUGUGGAAGCGACCGCAUUGUGAAGAUCUGGGAUAUGACGCAGGUGGUUGGCUGUAGCUUGGCAACAGGCUUCUCUCCGCGCUGAUUGGCCGAGGCCCACUGCAUGGUCCUCCUCUUCCUCUACAAUCCCCCCUCCGCUCUGUGCUCCGCCCACUCUUCCAAUGUCAUGGAAACCCCUCUGUACAGUAUAUCUCCCCUCUACGCUGGGGAUUGUCAGCUACAACGAGGCCUGCUCUCAGUGAACGUGUGUGUGUGUGUGUCUGUGUGUGUGUGAGUGUGUGUGUGUCUGUGUCUGUGUGUGUGUGAGUCAAUGGUGCUGCCCUCCACUUUCCUUUAGCUCAUAACUAAUUUGUCUAUCAUGUCUAACUGUCCGUCCCACCUGUGAGUGGGUGUGGCUUCAAUCUGAGACAGACCCCUAAGCACAAAGAGGUGUGUGUGUGUGUGUGUGUGUACGUGUGUACGUAUGUGUGUGUGUGUAUGUACAUGUGUGCAUGUAUUGUGACGACGCCUCCUGUUGGAGGACUGCUGUUAGUGUUUACAUUAUGAUAAUAUUUCCAAUGCUUUUUCUGACUGAGGUCAUUUUUUAUUACCCUUGCACUGUAAAGUUCACUAAGUCGCCACCCCCCCCCCCCCGUACAAACAGACUCUUGCUUCUUAUUGUUGCCCGUUACCUGCAUAUAAGUCACUGUAACAUGUACAAACCCCCGAUCAUGUGUAUAUAUCUCCUGCAUUGUAUGUAUUGUAGAUAGCUGCUUGAAUUAACUCUCACUGAUCAAAGUGAUCAGUUUGCUCUCCUCUUUGUUAGUUGAUUUUCUUUCACUAGUUGGCCUUAAAUCACUCUCAGGAGGUUUAUUAUCGUCGGUCACCAGGUGGGGGCUGCACGGUCGGUCACCAGGUGGGGGCUGCACGGUCGGUCACCAGGUGGGGGCUGCACGGUCGGUCACCAGGUGGGGGCUGCACGGUCGGUCACCAGGUGGGGGCUGCACGGUCGGUCACCAGCUUGGGGUUGUUAUAUCACGUCAGUCGUAACCUUUAUUCGUUCUUGUUUUUCCUCAAAUCGACAAAUGGAACAGCUUCUUCUGAAAUCUCUUUUUCACUGAAAAAAGACGCUCCCGUAGAUAUUGGUUGAACUUCUGUUUGCACGGCAGCUCCGACCCAGGAAAUUAGAUGUCGUUACCAUAGUAACCUGUACUAACAGAGACAUUAUUAAAUAUCCUGUCCAGGCAUGUGAAGUGAUGAGGUUAUCAC
Labrus bergylta (ballan wrasse) is the source of this 2507-nucleotide messenger RNA. RefSeq names its product WD repeat and FYVE domain containing 1 (gene wdfy1). Gene Ontology annotation, cellular component: early endosome. Gene Ontology annotation, biological process: positive regulation of toll-like receptor 3 signaling pathway; positive regulation of toll-like receptor 4 signaling pathway. NCBI's taxonomy places the organism in Eukaryota, Metazoa, Chordata, Actinopteri, Labriformes, Labridae. Gene Ontology annotation, molecular function: protein binding; metal ion binding. The record is from RefSeq and is a predicted model, not a curated record.